Molecule: messenger RNA, 1011 nt
Organism: Drosophila biarmipes
Lineage: Eukaryota; Metazoa; Arthropoda; Insecta; Diptera; Drosophilidae
Product: ubiquitin-conjugating enzyme E2-17 kDa
Exons: 2
Coding region: 197-910 (237 amino acids)
Biological process (GO): protein polyubiquitination
Cellular component (GO): nucleus
Molecular function (GO): ubiquitin conjugating enzyme activity
Source: RefSeq, a predicted model, not a curated record
AGUGUUAUAGUUCACAGUUCGAGCGAUCAAAACUGGUAGGGCCUUUGGCGUUGGCAGGAAACGAGCCUUCGAAAAACAUGUGAGCCAGCCCCGCACUCUCAAAAUUACGCGAAACCAUAUUGCCAGUGGAAUUCUCAGCGGAACUCGAGGUCUAAAUUGCGCGAAGUAGAAAACGAGGACUCGAAUUUCUGACAGGAUGUCCAGCGAGCAGCAGGCCCAGCAGCCGGAAGCGGAAGGCAGCCACGAGCAGGAAGCGGAAGCGGAGUCCGAGACCCUGGUAGCCGAAGUGCCCUCGAUCCCCAGUGUGGCCAGUUCCGUGGAGGAGAAUGCGCCCAGCACCAGUCGGACGGGCAAAACCGCCGCACCGCUCAGCGGUUGUGUGGUGCGAAUCAAGCACGAGCUGCAGGACAUUCGCAGGCAUCCGCCGCCGAACUGCAGCGCCGAAAUGCAGAACGAGGAUCUCUUUCGCUGGACGGCCGGUGUGAACGGGCCGCCUGGCUCCGUCUACGAGGGCGGCCACUUCCGGCUGGACAUCCGCUUCCCGGCCAGCUAUCCCUUCCGGCCGCCGCGCAUCCGGUUCACCACCCGGAUCUACCACUGCAACGUGGACAGCCGCGGCGCCAUCUGCCUGGACGUCCUCGGGGAGCGAUGGUCGCCGGUGAUGAAUGUGUCCAAGGUUCUGCUGUCCAUUUACGUGCUGAUGAGUGAGUGCAAUCCGGAUGAUCCGCUGGUCAUGUGCAUUGCGGAUCAGUACAAGACCAACCGCAAGGAGCACGACAAGAUCGCCAGGCACUGGACCAAGCUGUUUGCGAUGACCAAGGCGCAGACCAAGGAUGGCGAGGAGGAUCAGGAUCAGGCCCAAGAGGAUAGCCAGAAACAGGAGCCAGUGGCAAGUCAGUCGGAAAAGUAAAAGUCGAAAACACAUCCAACGCCCAAGGACCAAAUAUAAAGCAAAACUCCUAAAUUACUGUGCAAUACAAUUCCAAUAAAAAAAUAAAAUUAAAAAAUAAA